Molecule: messenger RNA, 8667 nt
Organism: Tetrahymena thermophila SB210
Lineage: Eukaryota; Ciliophora; Oligohymenophorea; Hymenostomatida; Tetrahymenidae
Product: Serine/Threonine kinase domain protein
Exons: 15
Biological process (GO): protein phosphorylation
Cellular component (GO): cytoplasm; nucleus; plasma membrane
Molecular function (GO): ATP binding; protein serine/threonine kinase activity
Source: RefSeq, a predicted model, not a curated record
AUGCAUUUUAAAUUUAUUCGCAUUGAAGACGAUUCAGUUUUACCAAUAUGCGGAUGUUCCUAUCAUAGGUAUUAUGGCACAAAAAAUGAUUCAAUUAUUUGGGAUCAUGAUGAAAAAAAAAAGAGCUGUAUUAAUUAAAUGGAUAAAAGAAUAUUCUGGUUUGAUAGUACAAAUAAUUUAAGAAGUGGGAGAAGUAGCAUCAUAAUUCCAUAGUAGAGUUAAACUGCAUUUGACUCCAGGAGUAUGAAUAGGUUAUCCUUAACUCAUUUUGGCACAGAUCAUUUAAAAUACUAAAAGUAAAAUUGCUCUCAAUUUGAUUAUUUGCAGGAAAUAACAGAUAUAUAGGAAGAUAGUUAUAUUAAGAUGUCUGCACCAUCAUUAGUCAAUAUUGAAGGAGACUAAGAUACUGAAACUAGUUCAAUAAAAAAAAUUAGGUUUUAAAAUAGUAUAAUUAAAAAGGCAAGAUUAAGAUCGUAUAGUUUAAGUGAUGAUCUUUAAAGGGAUUUUUUUACUACUUAAGAUUCAUUAAAUUUUGGUAGAAUGUUUAAAGAUCUGUGCUAGCAGUCAAAAGAGAAUAUUAAAAAUCUAAUACCUUUGAUCUAUAGGCAAUAUAUAGCAAAGAAGAGCUAACAGACCAUACGUUUAAUGUUGGAAGAUCUCUUGAAUAUUUGUAUGAAUUACUAUCAUACUCCACACACUAAAAUUCUGAAUUAUACUUAGAGUCAAAUGGCAGAAGAUUUAUUUUAGAUUGAGAAUUAAAUAAUGCAAGAAAUAAUGGAAAAACCUGCAACAGAGUUAAGCACUAGUAAAUUAAAUACUAAUCUUAUGAAAUCACAUACAGAAAUAGAUAAUACAAUAAGAAAUAGAAUUAAUAGUAGCAAAUACUCUUUUGAUAAAUCAUCUUUUUAAGAUUUAGCUGUGAAGCAAGUUGAGUUCUUAAUAGAUAUAAUAAAUCUCUUACGAUUCUCAAUUGCUAAACUGAUAUACUUUUAUCAGAUGUAUGUCUUGAUCACAAGAGAAGAAUUUUCAGAAGAAGAUACGAUUGAGAUUAAACAAGUAGAAAAAAAAGUAGGUACGUUAGAAGCAAAUAAAUUAAUAAACAAAAGAAAAUAAAUUAGAUAAAAUCCAGAAUAUACAGAUAAUCUAAUGAAAAUAGAUGAAUUUGUGUUUGAUGGUUUCAUAAAAUAGGAUAUUUUAUUAAAAGAAAAGAAAAUACUAAGACAAUUUUUUAAAAAAAGAAUUGUCAUGUGGAUUUAAGAUUACACUUAAAAGUUAUAAGAAAUAUAAAUAAACGAAUCUGAGAUGAUUACUUGUAGAAUUUGUGAUAAAGCAUUUGAUGUUCAUAUUAUUAAUGAACAUACUGAAAAUUGCUAAAAAAUGGCAGAAAUAAGAAAACAAAUCAUAGAAUUAGAUAUUAAUUUAAAAUAAAUAAGUGAAGAGGCUUAUAAGGUUUAAUAAAAAUAUAAUACCUAAAAAUAUUUAUAAAAAAAUAAAAGAAGAGGAACAGGAAUUUUUCACAUUAGAAAAUAUCAAUAAGAAACAAGUGAUGAUGGAAAAUCAAGUGAUAAUACUAAAAAAAACACUGGAUAAAUUCCAAAAAAUUUUUAAUCACUUGUAAAUUCUAAAAAAUAUAAGCGCUGCAGUUCAUUAAAUUCUGAAUAGAUGCUAAAUUUCAAAAAUAAAAUUCAGUCAGAAGAAAGUAUUAACUAUUCAUUAGACUCACCUUCUCUUACUAAUACAAAUAAUUUAAUAACUAUUAAUUCUCUUAAAGAUGUAGGCAUAUAUUCUUUUUAAUAAGGAAAAAGUGCUGCUCUAAUUGAAAACCAAAGAGAAAGAUAAGCUAGUUUUUAAAGUAAAAAAUAUCCUCGUUUAUAGGAUAAGGAAUGUAUACAUAAUAGCGAUAGAUGUUUUUAAUAAACAAAAAAAAGCAAUGAUUUUGACUCUUCUGAAGAAGAAUAGUCAAAGAAAUUUAAAUAUAAAGACCAUAGCUAUGAAGACUUAGAACGGAGAUUUGAUGAACACUUAAAUAAUAUCAAUUUAAUGAAUAAAAAUAAUGACAAUAGGACCCCAAGAAGCUUAAUUGAUAAUCAAUUCUAAAAUUUUGAUGUAGAUGAAGAUGAUGCUGAUUUUUAAAUCAGUUAAGUCAUUCAAAAAAGGAAAUAGCAAAAUGAAAUCGAGAAAAUAGAUACAAAAAAAAAAAAUAUUUUUGAAAUGAAAUAUUUACAACUACCUGAAGUUAUUGAAGAAUCAAACGUUUUGAGUUCUAAAUUUUAAUCAUCUGUUGGGAUUAACCCAUAAAAUACAUAAAAUAGCAAUAGUACUGGUAUUUAAGGACUAAGCAUUGAAAAAGUAGAAAGCAAUUAUCAAAUUAAUCUUAUUUAAAAUAAAGUACAAAACCUAUAAAGUAGCACUUCUGUCAAUCCUAAUAAUUUAUUAAAUUAAUUAAAUAGCUAAGGAUUAUUGGGAGUUUAGAGUAGUAAUGGCUCGAAUAAAAAUAGUAAUAAGACUAUUUAAAUCUAAAUAAAUACUGGUUCUUCUGACGAUUGUAGUUUAAAAUAUAUUCAAAACUAAAGCAGUUAAUUUGUAAAUGGUCAAGAAUAGAACGAUGAUAAAAUAAAUUAUUAAAAUUCAAAUAAAUAUGUUGAAACUGUUUAAAUACCAACUUCAAAUACUAUUAUAAAGGACUAUAAUGAAAAUGGCUUACCAAGGAUAGAUGAGGCGAUAAAAGAAGACUCAAAAUUUACCACAAUAUUAGAGGUAGAUAGCAGAUUUGAAUCAAGAUAGAAUAGUAUGACUUAUAACAGUUAAACUAAGAACUUUAAUAGCAAUUAAAACUCUGUAAAUAUUCUUCAUUUAGAUAAUAUUAUAGGAGGAGAUUCAAGAUAGAUAAAUAGUUCUUCUGAAAGUGCAGAUGAUUAUUAAAAUAUAUAACAUAUUAAGAUCCAUGAAGAGGAUAGUCUAUCUAAUGAUACUAAUGAGAAUAGAAAUUAAGUUAAUGAAGUAAAUUUAAAUUCAAUAAAAAAACUCAGAGAUAGUGUUACACAAUCUCCAAAAAGCCUAAAAAAUGAAAAACUGGCUCCAGACUCUAUGAAUGUAGAAAGUUUUUCUCAGGAAAUAAUAAAAAAGAAAUAAAGUUCAACUUAGAUUGAACCAAUACGUAUCUCAAAUGAGCUAGAUAUAAUAUCAGAAGAUCCUUUUGAAAAAUCUCCUAAUCUUAAAAAAAGAAUCACAGAUAGUGCUAAUAGAGCAAAUGAAAAAUGUUAAAAAAAGGGGAAAUAAUCAGGUAGUAGCUUAAUGUAAGAAGAAUAAGAAGUCUAAGAACAAGAUAUUAACAAUCAAGAUUCACAGAAUAUUACUCAACGCAAUAAGCUAAGCAUUGAUAAAAAUACUUCAGACUCAAAAAAUAAAUCAAACAAAGAGUUAUUACCUCCUCCUAAAAAAAUUUAAAGAAAAAUAUCUGAUUUAAUAGAGGGGCUUUAUGAUACAUAUUCAGAAAAAAAUCUUGAUUUGAUUUCUAACAAUAUAGCAAAUGUUCAACCUUAAAGCAAUAAAUCAGCUCAAGGUGGAUCUGUCAAUUUUAAAUCAGAUUUUUUUGGUAUAGGCCAUACCACAACAAGCAAUACAAACUUCACUCCUACAAAUUAAGUUGGUCAAGUUGUUUUCAUUAAUAGUGAUGAUUAAUAGCUGAAUAUAUCUCCAUAAAACUAUCAAGUUCCAGUAUUAAUUUAAAAUAAUUUAAGCACAAGUGAAGAUUAAUUAUUUGGUAUAAAACUCAAGAUUCAGGAGUCUUAAAGUGAUUUUUAAUAGCAGCAACAAUAAUAAUAAACAGGAGGUUUUUUUUAAAAUAGGCUGGUAUCAAAAUCUCCUCUAAAUGGAUCUUUGUUGAUUGGAAGACCUAAUUAUUCUCCUCUAAACGCUAUUCUUAAGAGUGAAGAAUUGACUACUCCUCCAAAAGAUAAUGGGCCUCAUUUUUUUAUUUUUAACCAAAAUAGAGCAACUCCUAAGCAAAUAAGCUUAACUUCUUCUUAAAAUAACAAUGUUUUGCCAGCAUUGAUUCAAUAGAGUUCAGGUUCUUAAACUUAUUCAAACGGAUAAAUUAAUGCUAAUAUAAAUAACAAUCCUAUCAAUACUAGUAAUAGCAAUAUGUCUAUAUCAGGUGGCUAAGAUUAGCUCGCAAGUCCUUUCUUAUUUCAUAACUUGAAGCCAGACAUAAUAGAUGAUUCUGAUAUUCUAUUAAAUAGUAAGGAAUUAGCUCAAGUAAAUGAAAUGAAGUAUUUAAAUUAGUAAUAAGUUCUUUUGAAUCUUUACAAAUAACAAUAAUAAUUUGAUUAUACCAAUCUGAAAUAACAAAUUUAAAAUUUUGAUGCCAACUCUUAGACAAAAAUAUUAGAUGAAAGAGAUAAAUAAUUUGAUGUUGAUUUGUUAAAUUUAGUGGAAAGUUAAGAAGCUACUACAGAAUAGCAUCCUAAAUUUGAAAAUAUUCGAGGAGACAUUUUCUUAGAUGAGAUAAAAAAAUAAAAAUUAGAAGAAAAAUUAAAUUUAUUAUACUCUAAGUAAGUUUAGGAAGAGGAUAACGAAGAAGGAUCAUGCAUAUUCCCAACUCAGUAUGCCAUGGGUUCAUACAGAAAAUCAAUGUGUAGCGAUUAGCAAAAUCAAUCUCGAUAAAUGAAUAAUAGUGGAAUAAGAUAGAAGCAGUAGUCAUUUGGUUAGCCACCAUCAAAUAAAGGGAGCAUAUCUAAAGUUCAGUAAUAAGAAAGUUAGAGUAAUAACCAAGUUAAAUAAAAUUAUUCACCUGAUGAAGUUAUUCUAGCAUCUCCUACAUCAUCUUCAAAAACCUCUAGUCUAUAAUCAAUAAAGUACUCAGAUGCUUCAUCAAUGCUUUAAUCUUCAAAUUAGUCUCCAAGUUCUUCUAAAAAAAAAAAGUAAUCGGAAGGAGAUAAUUAGUUUUCUUUAAAUUAAAAAAUCUUAAAAAGAUCUUCAAAUAAGAGCUAACUAGAUUAAUUAGAUUAACUAAGCAGCACAAGUAAAGAGAGUUAUGAUGUUGUAUAACGUAUUUUGGAAGAAGAAAGCAAAGCACUGAAAAGUUUGGAAGCAUUAAUACCAAUUCAUAAUAGACUUCAACACUUAGAAGAAGAAAUGAAAACUGUUUAGUCUUCUCUUUUAGUAUCUAGAAGAGGAUCUAUAGAUAAAUCUAAUUAAGAACGCAGCAGAAGCAAUAGUAAUUAGAAUUAAUUUAUAAAUAACGCCAGCUAAUUUAGUAUUUCAAAACUCAACGAUUUGAUGCUUUCUCAAACAGAAGAAGACAUUUUAAUUCGUUAAAAAAGAGGAUCUUUCCAAUCAUCUAAAGGAGACAUUCGAAAUUCUUAAGGAUCUAGCUAAAAUAGUUAAUAAUAAUAUCCUUAUUCUUCUACCACUACACCUGCUUAAAAGACAAGUAAGUUUGGGUAAAUAAAGCGUGCAUAAACUAUGCUUCCUAAUGAUUUAGAUAACAUAUCUAGUUUAGACAUAAAAUAGCCCUAAGAAGAUAAUGAAAGUUCAUAGAAUCAUGGAAGCAAUAAAAAUGUCUAAAUAUUUGUAGGAGUUUCUUCAAAGCUUCUUAAAAACAUUAAUUCUGCCUUAAAUUAUAUAAUUUAAUAUGGAGAAAAAAUAUCAAAGAGAGUUGAACUUUUAGAAUUAAACAAUGAUAUAAAAACUUAAACUAGUUUAAAGUACUCUCUUCCAGAAAUUAUUAGCGAAACAGAAGCAGUGUCGAUAGUUAAAAAAAUGAUAAACUAAUUAAAUGAAAGAAUAGUGCUUUAAAGAAAAAUUUAUAAGCUUAAAGAUAGUGAUUAAAAAAUGCUAACUUAAUAGGCUAAAGAAGCUAAGAAAAGGAGAUCAUCUUUAUUGAACGAAAUAAAGUUUUAGUUUAGAGGAUAAAAUAGCAAUAGUUUAAACACUGAUUAAUAAACAAGUGGAGAAUUCAAUCAAUAUGCUUAUCAGAUUAACUAAGAAUAAAAUAGCAAUUUAAGUAAAGAUGCUCCUUAAAUGAAAUAAUAUGAAUACAACUCUUUAAAUAUUCCUUAAAAUUCCUUUUAAAAUACUAAAAUUCCUUAACAAAAUUCUUCAAAAUAAAUUAAAAGAGUUAAUUUUGCUAACAAUAGGGAUAACUUAAAUAGUGAUUUAUCAACUUAAAUUGCUUCUGAAAAUACAUUUGAAAGCAUCCCUCCAAAUAACGAAAGUACUUUAAACAAUAAAGAAUCUACAUAUAAAAAAACACAAUUUUAUUAAAAUUUACUUUAAAAUACUAAUUAAGAUUAUAAGUCUGGAUCUUAUUCAAUAAAUGAUUCUGAGGACAAUAUUAGCCCAGAAUUAUAAAAUUCUUAUAAUGGUAAUUAAACUUAGAAAUCUCGCUUUGUUUAAGGUAUGAAUUAUCUAACUGUGUAAACUGAUAGAAAAAAUAUUAACUAUUUUGAUGAAAUUUAAUAAGACUAUGAAAAUUAAAACAAUGAUUUGAAUCAAAACUUUAACACAGUUAUUAAUAAUAAAGAAAUUACAAAGUUAAAAUAAAUAGAAGCUGAUGACGAAGGUUCCCCUAACAGAAUAAAACAAAAUCCUUCACCAAAUAAGAAGAAAAUUUUCUAAAAUUAACCUGGUUCUGCAUUGAUUAGGUAUGACUAACACAAUAAACUUAUUAGCUCAUACAAAAACCCUCGUAUCCCUAGCAACUACCUUAAAUCUCCAUGUAGAUAUUAAGUCAUGCCUCUUCUCCAUGACAUUCACUCUUAAAAACCUCUUAUAAAUAGAAAUAUGGCCAAGCAAAUGUUGAAAAAGAAAACAGAAAAAUAAAAAAAUUAACUAAAUUCUUUUGAUUCUUCCUCUUCAAGUGAUUACUUUUCUGAUUCUUCUGAACGAGACUAUCAAAAUAAGAAGCAAAAUUCGAUUUAUGAUAUUGAAAAAAAGUAGAAAAAAAAUAAGGUUACUUAAAAGUAAAAAAAAGCAAAGUAAAGCAUUCCUGAUCUGAGCAAUUCAACAUAAAUAACAGGUUUAUCUUAUGGAAGCAAAUAAUAAGGAACUCUUGGUCUAAAUCUUACUAGCAAAUAUUCUAAAAUGCAAUAGAACUUUAGGGUUGAUGAUGUUUUAGAAUAAGCUAUAGAAAAAUAUAAUUAAAUAAGAAUGUAGAAAGAAUUAGAAAAAGAUUAUAUAUAGUAAAGCUAAUCAGAAUCAAGUGAUGACGGAUUACCUACAAUUGUUAAAUGUUACUCUGAUUCCGAUGUAAAGCAUUUCAAUGCUGAUGAUAUCACAUUCACUCAAUAGAAUAUCAUGAACCUUGGACUUAAAGAUUUUGAGUUUAAAAGACUUCUCGGAGUAGGUGCAUUUGGGGCUGUUUGGUUAGUUAAUAAGAAAACAACAAAAGAUGAAUAUGCUCUUAAAAUUAUAGAUUGUUCAUAAUAAAUGGAUCGUAACUAAUAAGAUAACCUGCGUGCAGAAACUAACGUAUUUGCAAUUUUAACUGGUGAUCAUGUUGUUAAGGCACUUUAUUCAUUUUAAUAUGAUAAUUAUUUAUGUUUUGUACUUGAUUAUAUGAGCGGAGGAGAUUUCGGUUAAAUUCUCAGAUGGUAUGGCCGUUUGGAUGAAUCGAUAGCAAAGUUCUAUCUUGCUGAAAUAAUACUUGCUAUAGAGUACCUACACUCAAAGGGUAUUAUCCAUAGAGAUCUUAAACCAGAAAAUGUCUUACUAGAUAAGAAUGGACAUAUUAAAUUAGCAGAUUUUGGAUUGUCAGAGGUAGGUUUGACAAAUAAAUUGAAUAAAAAAGUUAUUGAUGAAACUGAUCCUGAAGUAAAAAAGCAAAAAAUGUAUGAAUAACUCAGAUAAGAUUUUGGUAUUGAAGGUCUCAAAAACGAAAAUUUUAUAGUAUAACUAAAACAAAAUCCAGGUUGUGAUCUAUAAAAUAGUAUUAGGCCUGGUGGAAUCAUGAAAAAAAAUAGAGUUGUUGGUACUCCUGAUUAUAUACCUCCAGAAGUAAUUAAUGGGGAAUCUACAAACAACUAAUCAAUAGAUUGGUGGAGUUUAGGAGUCAUGGUUUAUGAAUUUAUAGCAGGCAUACCACCAUUCAAUGAUGAAUCAGUUGAAAAAAUAUUCAGUAACAUAAAGAAGGGUCAUAUAGAAUGGCCAGAUGUUGGCUAUGGAGAAGAUGAAAUGACUCCUGAAGCUUAAGAUCUGAUAAAGAAAUUGCUUAAUCAUGACUAUAAGAAACGUCUUGGAGCUAACGGAUCUUAAGAAAUAAAAUAACAUAAAUUCUUCUAAGGAAUUUAAUGGGAUAAAAUAAAGAAGUAAGAAGCUCCUCUUCUUUCUUAUUUAGAGUAAGAGCAAUAAGAAGCAGAGCUUGAAUCAGAAAAAUAAGUAAAAAAAUAAGAACAAGAAAAGUAAAAGUUAGAAAUAAUACUAAAAAGAAAUACUUCUGGUAGAAGAUAAACUACUCAUAUACCAGGUAUGCCUAAUCUAUGGAGAGUAGAUUUACUUGGAGAAAUGAACAGAGAAGAGGCUGAAAAAAGAAAGAUAGAGAAAAUAUAAAAAGAAAAUAAUGCUAAAGUAAAAGUUUAAAAACUUCAAAAGUUAGCCACUACAUUAGAGGAGAGCUAAUGUCUUCUCAAUGAUAAUAACUUACUUGAUAAAUUCUGUAUGAACUGA